Molecule: messenger RNA, 777 nt
Organism: Lottia gigantea (owl limpet)
Lineage: Eukaryota; Metazoa; Mollusca; Gastropoda; Lottiidae
Exons: 2
Coding region: 1-777 (258 amino acids)
Source: RefSeq, a predicted model, not a curated record
AUGGCGAAUAAGUUUGGAUUAGGUUCUUUAUCUUUAGAAACUAAAAAACCUAACACUACAGCGUGGAUAAAUAAAGCGAAACCUUACUUUGUGGAUCAAAUCGGAGACACUCUUCAAGGUGAUUUAGAUAUGAACAAUUUCAAAGUAACUAAUUUAAAAUCUCCGGAAAACGAUAAUGAUGCCGUUCACAAGAAAUAUUUACAGGAUCAAAUAAAUUCAAUUGAAGUAAAUAAAAACCAUUUAGAAGAUAAAAUAUGUAAUGUGAAAAGAUUCUUCAAACGUCAACUAAAUAAUAAAAAUUUUAUUAAUGAUACUAAACUACAACAAGAGGAUGAGAUUGCAAAACAAAAAUUAGACAUUCAACAAUUAAUAGAUAACAUUCCAGAUGAAAAUGAAGAUACGUUUCAACAGGAAUUAAAUGCUCUGGAAAUUAAACUUAACAGUGAAUUACAAAAAGAACUAACAAAUAUUAAACAAGAAAUACAAAACAUAGAUGAUAGCGAAAUCAAAACCAAUAUUCAACAACAAAUACAAAAUAUUGAUGAUAGUGUUAUUCAACAACAGAUAACCACUAUUAAUAACUCAGUUUUGAAACAGGACAAAAAUAUAGUCGCAUUAGAAAAAAAGUAUCUCAAGAAAGAAUCAUAUUAUUUCAAUCUUCCAUUUGGAAAUUUGAGUUCCGUUCAUGCUUCUAUUACUGAUAAUAUUGAUGGAUCAAAAGACUAUGAAUAUAAAAAAUAUGGAUUUACAGUAAAUAUAAGAGUAUAUAAACCAUAA